Messenger RNA from Macrobrachium nipponense, 1833 nucleotides. RefSeq names its product probable serine/threonine-protein kinase kinX. The transcript has a single exon. Bases 1 to 1833 code for a protein of 610 amino acids. The record is from RefSeq and is a predicted model, not a curated record. NCBI's taxonomy places the organism in Eukaryota, Metazoa, Arthropoda, Malacostraca, Decapoda, Palaemonidae.
AUGAUUGCUACAGCAGUUAAAUCAGUGUUUGGAACUUUCCUUGUAGGAUUUGUGCUUCUGUUGCGACUUGUACUGGCGGGUGGCGUCCUUUGGCGGUCGACUCUUGAGAAAGAGCUUCGACUUUGUGACGCUGCUCGGCUAUCUCUUUUGGAUUUCAGAAUGGAAAACAGAGUGCGUCGCGCUCUGCAUACCGUUCUGGACUAUAUCGGCUUUUCAUACUUUUCUGGAUACGAGGAACCUUCCCUCUCAGCCUGCCACGGGACCCUCCAAAACUUGGUGAGAACUACUCUUCCAGGUGACCAGGGAACUGCAGCAGCUGACGAGGUUCUUCGUGAUUUGAAUCGACUCGUGUUUUGGCCCAAGAUGUUCCUGUGUCUCAUUGGCGUCUUUGUUGUCCCGUACUUCCUCGGAGGUACGUUGGACAUUGCUGAAGGCGUCGAAGGGACAUGGAAUAUUGAUUGGCCAUUUGAUGACUACGAGAACAAAGAACAAGAAGACGACCAACACAAGGAAAAUGAAGAUGACGACGACGACGACAAAGACGAGGAAAACGACCGAGAGAAGGAAAAUGAAGAUGACGACAACGACAACAAAGACGAGGAAGACGACAAGCAGAAGGUUAAUGAAGAAGACGACGAAGAGAAGGAUAAUCAGGAGCGUCCAGAUCAGGAAGACGACCAGGCAGACCAGGAGACGGAAAAGGAAGAGGAGGAAUGCGAACAAAAGGAAAAUGAAGAGGGCGAAGAUGAAGACUGCGAAAAGGAAGAGGAAAGAAACUUCAGUGAAGUGAUCGCCAAUAUCCCUAUCACGGCAUCCAUUGAAAGGACUAGUCUGGACGAUACAGAAUCAGAGACCUCGAAGGCAGGGAGUGUCGACGUGAUCCCUCCGCAGGAGGUAGAGACGCUUCCUCAGAAGAAGAGGGAACUCAAAUUCGUCGAUGGCGAUUUGUAUGAGUUCCAACUAUCCAUGAAAGAGCGGCUGAUUCUCCGAGGAAUAGCAAACGAGGUCCGAGAAUUUACGAAAUUCUACAACGUCCGCCUCGUCCUUCCCGACGGCGACGUCCAGGAGGCCGCUUCUUUAGAAGGCGCUGGAAAUCGCGUGGAAAUGGCCUUCCUGCAUAUUCAGGAGAUCCUGGACGAGUACGAAAGGGAAGGAUAUGACGUUGACAUGGAAGAGCUCUCUCACCAGGAGGCAGAGGAAGACCACAGGCAGGAGGUUCAGGAGAAUGAAACUCCAUCAUGUUUUGCUGACGCCCUCAGAAGGAAUCCCAAACAGCCUGUGGUCAAGCAACCAACGUUUGUUAUAGUGCAACGUCGAACUCUACCCCUCAUCGAGGAAGAGGAAUUGCCAGUCGAGGAAAUACCAGAAGAUGAUGAUGAGGAUGAAAUUAUGGAGGUCGACUGUGAAUCAGAAUUCGAUGAGGAGGAGGAUGAGGACGACGACGACGACGACGACUGGAAGUUCGAGGAAACUAGGCACAAGGUCAUAAUUGGUAUAUCGUUUCGAGAGGCACCCAAAGAGGAGGCCAAACGAGGCAUGAUACGACGACGUGUGCCUAAAGCUUUGCGUACCAAGGAAAACCAACUUCCUAUCGAAGAGAAGGCAGUCGAUAAUACGCCACAAGCAAAAGAGGAAGAAAAGGUACUUCUUGAGGAUAAAGAGGAAGAAAAACCUCUAACUCAAGAAGUACAAAGUGAACAAGAUACUACAAACGGAGACGCAGAAGAGAGUUUCCUUCCCCAGGAAGCAGGAGAGGAAAAUUAUAGUCCACAGGAAGAAGGAAAGGAAAAGGCUUGUCCACAGGAAGAGGAGAGGAAUGUGUUCUUCCUCUAG